CUGGGAUCGAACCGUCCUUAUUCAACUUGCGUCUUCCCGGCUUAAUCGUUAGUCCGACAUGCAUGCAACUGGCCCACCCCAGUAUAAGCGGCUACAGGCUCUGCGGACGGUGUUAGGACUGGAGACCUCGCAUGCUGAGACAUCUCGCAUACAGUGUGUGCAAGACCCUGUCCGGAUCGGUGCCGGUAGCUACGCCGUGGGGUCGAAGGACCAUGAAAUCGCACAGCGUGACGAUGACGAUCCAGCGGCCGUAAAUCAAUCCAGUGCAAGCCCCAGCCGAACGGCAGACGACUAUCUGAACGGGUGGAGUAAGUGCAACGUCGCAGUUCUCUCGACCAAACUGACGAGAAUCAGCGCUUUAGAGGCCAGCUUGAGGGAACAGAAGCAGUGGAACCAGGAUUUCGAGGAGACUGUGCACCAAAUUCACCAGUCCUUGUUUGGCAGCGGCACUAAAAAGGGUACAACGCACGGCAAGGCUACCAGCUCUUGA
This is a messenger RNA of Aspergillus welwitschiae, 490 nucleotides long. RefSeq lists its product as uncharacterized. The record is from RefSeq and is a predicted model, not a curated record. Lineage: Eukaryota; Fungi; Ascomycota; Eurotiomycetes; Eurotiales; Aspergillaceae. The transcript is spliced from 2 exons. The coding region runs from base 59 to 490 and encodes 143 amino acids.